Cannabis sativa is the source of this 2503-nucleotide messenger RNA. Its product is annotated as cytochrome P450 71D11. Lineage: Eukaryota; Viridiplantae; Streptophyta; Magnoliopsida; Rosales; Cannabaceae. The record is from RefSeq and is a predicted model, not a curated record. The coding region runs from base 72 to 1448 and encodes 458 amino acids. Gene Ontology annotation, molecular function: monooxygenase activity; heme binding; oxidoreductase activity, acting on paired donors, with incorporation or reduction of molecular oxygen. The transcript has 8 exons.
UAUAAGUAAUACUUGUCUCAAAAUUAUUGAACAAUCACUUCCAACAUAUUGUGGGAAACAUUCACAACCUCAUGUUUGGCUCUUCAUUAAUCCAUCAUACACUAAGAGAUUUAGCCAAGAAAUAUGGACCAUUGAUGCACAUGAACAUUGGUGAAGUUCCAACCAUAGUAAUCUCAUCACCAGAAUUUGCCAAACAAGUGAUGAGAGUCCAUGAUGUUAAUUUUGCAUCAAGACCCUCAAUUCUUUUUUCGAAAAUCAUGUUAUAUGAUGGUGCUAGUCUUGCUUUUGCUCCAUAUGGUGAGCAUUGGAGACAGGUAAGAAAGAUUUUCAUGCAAGAGCUUUUGAAUACAACAAGAGUUCAGUCUUUCAACUACAUUAGAGAAGAGGAAAUGCUCAACUUUGUAGACUCGAUUUCAUCGAAUGUUGGCAAUGUUAUUAAUCUCAGUGAAAGGCUCAACACGUUGAUGUAUAACAUUAUUUCGCGUGCAGCUUGUGGUAGAACAAGGAUUCAUAACAAAGAGUUCUUGUCUUUGUUGACGGAAAUUGUUGAGGUAUCAUUAGGGUUUGAACUUUCUGACUUGUUUCCUUCUUUUAAGUUAUUUUAUCAGAUGAGUCGUUCUAAACCUAAACUCGAGAGGCUUCGAGAAAGGACGGCAAAAAUAUUUGAAGAGAUAAUCCAUGAGCACAAGAAGCAAAAACCAAAAGAGAGAAGUGAUGAAGACUUCGUUGAUGUUCUUCUUAAGUAUCAUCAUGACAAUGAUGACCUUGGAUUUUCUUUGACAAAUGAGAAUAUCUAUGCAAUAAUUUUUGAAAUAUUUGGUGCUGGGAUUGAGACAUCAGCAUCAUCUGUAGAAUGGGUUAUGUCAGAAUUGAUGAAGAAUCCGAAGAUAAUGAAAAAGGCACAAGAUGAGGUUAGAGAAGUCUUUCGAAGAAAAGGGUUGGGAAAUGAGAGAGCACUCGAUGAGAUGAAAUACUUAAAAUCAGUUAUCAAAGAAUCCAUGAGACUUCAUCCUAUUUUACCAUUGAUAGUGCCAAGACAAAAUCAAAAGAAGUGUGAGAUUAAUGGUUAUGAGAUACCUGCUAAAACAAACACUAUAAUUAAUGCAUGGGUAAUUGGAAGAGAUUCUAAUUAUUGGCCUGAACCUGAGAUUUUUAAACCGGAAAGGUUCUUAGAUGAUAGUAAUUGUAUCGACUCGAAAUUAGGUAACAACUUUGAAUAUCUUCCAUUUGGUGGUGGAAGAAGAAUAUGUGUUGGUAUGUCUUUUGGUCUCCUCAGUGUUGAGCUUUCUCUUGCAUUGUUGCUAUAUCACUUUGAUUGGAUGCUUCCCAAUGGAGUGAAAAAUGAAGAUUUGGACAUGACUGAGUCUUUUAGAGCAACCCUUCAGAGAAAAAUUUUUCUACAAGUUAUUCCUAUCAUUCAAGAACUGUCAACUAGCACUGCAAAUUAAGAGGAAUUAUGAACUAAUAAUGAGUUUCACGAAAGAGGCAGCUCUCUCUCACACUCUUGCUUCGAUGAAGAAGCAGAUGAUGGGUAGGAUCUCCACUCGUACAGCCAUGGCCAUGUGUUGCUCCUUGCUCUCUUCAGCAUUUCCUCUAUUCAUUCCUUUUACCUUCCUGGUGUUGCUCCUCGCGAUUUCCAAUCCUAAACCUAGGUUGGAUCUAUCUUUUUUUCUUUGAUCUGUUCUGCUUCAAUUCCGAUCUAUGUUAAGGUUUAAGGGUUUAAAGGGAUGCGGGUUUUCCUCUGCAGUUAGGGGGCAUCAUCACUGUUAAAUACCAACCAUCAGAUCGGAGAGGAGAGGAGAAGUUCACUGGAAAAAGCAUUAGUAAAUUUGAAAUCAUGUGAAGUGAGAGAAGGAAACUUAUUCCUUGGUCUAGGAUUUCGAAGGUGGGUGGGUUAAUUAUGCUGAUCUGUCUCUGAGUACAUUUGUAUUGCAUAGCUAUGGAGGUCAUUGAUAUGUGUGACUCUGCAGUUGGUUUGAGCCUACAGCUGAAUGGAUCUAUAAUCCCUUCAGAACGUCCGAAUCAUAUGAUGCUUGAGGUGUGGAACCCAUUGGGAAAUAAUCAGGGUGAUCAUUGGUUUCAAUUUCCCUUGUGCUGUUCUUGGUGCGUUAUUGUUAUCUGCUAGUUUGCCAUAUAAUAAAAAGUAGUAUCAUUAAAUCUUAAUCAUGCGGUUAUUCUUUAUUUGAGGUUUAGUAACUUCGGAAUUAGAGGGAAGGUGAAAUACAUGUGUAUAACUUGGUAAUAUUUUACAUACAUAGUGAACAACACUUUUGCUUCAGAAUUCACACCCUUGUAAUCAGUUUCUAGACUUAAUCUCAGUAUAGCAGUACAAACUUGCUGCCAUGAAACUUUUUCAUUGGUGUGAUUUAAUUAAACUUUUAUAUGGUGACGUACAUAUUAUUAGAUGUCCAAGUUGUAGGUGUAAGAUUUUAUCCAUUCCUUUUUGUAUUGCAAGUGAUUUUGUCAAUGCUCCAAAACUCAAUUGAAUCUAUUCUAUUAACAA